AUGACCGUGCUGUCGAGAUUGUUCCUCGAUUUGUCGCGGCGAUACGGACGUUGUUCCGUCUUCGCGCGUCGCGGAUCUUCGAAAGUUCCUCCGAUCGACGAGCGGAAGGUCCAGAGAGUCGAGAAGAGCGCGAAAGGAUCGACGAGACGGGAGAAGGAUGAGAAUACGCAAAGGGGCGAUGAGGCUAGCGAUGUAAGGGUGUGCAUCAUCGGCGGGGGAGUGACGCCUCUCUACACCGCGAUUCUCUUGAAGCAAUAUCGGAUUAUCAAGAGCAUACGCCUGGUGGACACGAGGGACUCCACGUCGGAGGCUUUGACGGACGCGUCGCACCUGGAGACCAGUCCUCGUAUAGAUUAUUUUCGGAAAAAGGAUAUAAAGCGGGCCCUGAGGGAAGCGAACAUCGUCGCGCUCAUGGACGAGACGGACGUCGGCGCAGCGGGCAACGCGGCGACCCGGGAGCAAUUCAAAUCGACGGCCGACUACGUGCGUCAGACGACAGAUCGGAUACUGCGCUUCUGCCCGGACGCCGUCGUGGCCGUGUUCGCGCGUCCCGUCACCGCCACGCUCGCCAUGGUCUCGGAGAUCUUCCGGUCCUCGGGCUGGUGGAAUCCCGACCGGAUCGUCGGCUCGACCGCGAUGUAUGGCGGACGGAUCGAGGAGGUGACGGCGGCCAUCCUCAACCUGGAGCGCGCGAGCCUCUCGGUGCCGCUGGCCGGCGGCGCCGACGCGCGAACCGUCGUGCCGUUAUUGUCGCGCACCGUUCCGUUCAACCAAUUCACGAAAGUGCAACGCAAGACUCUGCUGCAAUCGUUUCGGGCCGUUGACGAGGAGGCAGGGACAGGGCUUCCCGGCGAGGGCCCAUCGUUAUCGUCUGGAACGGCCGCUGCGAAACUGCUGAUCGACCUCGCCGCUGGUCUAACUGGACAUGAUCACGUCGUCACCUGCGCCUACGUGCGAUCAGACGUCCUACCGCUCUGCCGAUUUUUCACCAGCGAGUUGGAACUAGGCCCGGGAGGCGUCAAGCGAAACUUGGGCCUGCCAAAGAUCUCGGCUGGGGAAGUACUCCUGAUUGAGCAAGCGAUACCCCUGAUCAACGAGCACGUUGACAUGGCGAUAGCGGCGGUCCGGACGGAGAAGACGCGCGCGAGAACGCGGUGAACGACUCCCGAUUAUCUCCUCCAAUUUCGAGAAAUCUAUUUUGGUACAAUUAAUGAGAACUGCGCGAAUAUCUUGGACCAUGUUGAAAUGUGUUUUGCAAAUUUGUUGCGAUGUAUAUUUAAUUAUACUUCCGCGAUACGUUUCGUCCCGUGUAAAGUAAAACCUCGUUUUGUCAGGAUCUAUAAAUAAAUAUCGCGCGAACGAGAAAAAAUCAUAGAAUUAAGAUCAUAAAAAAGCGAAGAUGCGUUUGAGUUUUACGUCGCCAAUUAGGGAAAGGGUGGGCGAUUAAAACUGAUCUUUUUAACCCGGAAAUAGGUACCUACCUGGGAUGAUUUUUA
This is a messenger RNA of Temnothorax curvispinosus, 1496 nucleotides long. Its product is annotated as malate dehydrogenase-like. Gene Ontology annotation, biological process: tricarboxylic acid cycle. The record is from RefSeq and is a predicted model, not a curated record. Bases 1 to 1158 code for a protein of 385 amino acids. The transcript has 3 exons. Gene Ontology annotation, cellular component: cytoplasm; mitochondrion. Gene Ontology annotation, molecular function: L-malate dehydrogenase (NAD+) activity. Lineage: Eukaryota; Metazoa; Arthropoda; Insecta; Hymenoptera; Formicidae.